Mastomys coucha (southern multimammate mouse) is the source of this 4361-nucleotide messenger RNA. It is a transcript of the gene Syngr1, whose product is annotated as synaptogyrin 1. The transcript has 4 exons. The record is from RefSeq and is a predicted model, not a curated record. Bases 180 to 884 code for a protein of 234 amino acids. Gene Ontology annotation, cellular component: synaptic vesicle membrane; neuromuscular junction. NCBI's taxonomy places the organism in Eukaryota, Metazoa, Chordata, Mammalia, Rodentia, Muridae.
CACCGGGACCCCAGCUUCUGAGCGCGAGCUUCCCAGAGCUGCACCUGCCGUGCACGAACGCCCCCUGGCGGGAGCCCCGGCCUGCGCUAGGCGAGCGCAGGGGAGGGGGCGGGGGCGCCGCGCACGCGCAGGGGCCGGCGGCGCGCUCCGAGCGGGGGGCGCCGCGCGGUGCAGCCACGAUGGAAGGGGGUGCGUACGGAGCGGGCAAAGCCGGGGGCGCCUUCGACCCCUACACCCUGGUGCGGCAGCCACACACCAUCCUGCGCGUCGUGUCUUGGGUCUUCUCCAUCGUAGUCUUCGGCUCCAUCGUGAACGAGGGCUACCUCAACAACCCAGAGGAGGAGGAGGAAUUCUGCAUCUACAACCGCAACCCCAAUGCCUGCAGCUACGGCGUGACGGUGGGCGUGUUGGCCUUCCUCACGUGCCUGCUCUACCUGGCGCUUGACGUGUACUUCCCGCAGAUCAGCAGUGUCAAGGACCGCAAGAAGGCUGUGCUGUCUGACAUCGGUGUCUCGGCCUUCUGGGCCUUCUUCUGGUUCGUGGGUUUCUGCUUCCUGGCUAACCAGUGGCAAGUCUCCAAGCCCAAGGACAACCCUCUGAAUGAAGGGACAGAUGCAGCCCGAGCCGCCAUCGCCUUCUCCUUCUUCUCCAUUUUCACGUGGGCGGGCCAGGCUGUGCUAGCCUUCCAGCGGUACCAGAUUGGCGCCGACUCGGCCCUCUUCUCCCAGGACUACAUGGAUCCCAGCCAGGACUCCAGCAUGCCUUAUGCACCCUACGUGGAGCCCAGCGCUGGGUCGGACCCUGCUGGCAUGGGUGGCACCUACCAGCAUCCAGCCAACGCCUUUGAUGCUGAGCCCCAGGGCUACCAGUCGCAGGGCUACUGAGCCCCCCUGAUGGUGGUUACAGUGACCACCUACCCUGCCCCUGCCCUUCCGUCCUAGCUCCCCUCCCAAGCACCCUGCUCCCUCCCAGGUGACCCUGCCUAGCACAUGCUCAGCCUCCAAGUGACUCCACUGAAGCCCAGUGCCGCUGGGGUGGGGAGUGGUGUGGUGUGUCCACAUAUGUAUGCAAGUGUCUGCCAGGCCAGGGUGAGGAGUGGUGUGGUGUGUCCACAUAUGUGUGCAAGUGUCUGCCCAGCCAGGGUGGGGAGUGGUGGGGUGUGUCCACAUAUGUGUGCAAGUGUGUGCUCAGCCAGGGUGGGGAGUGGUGGGGUGUGUCCACAUAUGUGUGCAAGUGUGUACCCAGCUAGGGUCUAGAGGUGGGGCCCAGGGUUACAGUCAUUCAUUGUGUCCUUGAGCAUCCACUGAGCACCUACUGUAUGCCAGACCUUGCUCAGCUGGGGAGUGAAAGAGUUAGAGAGGGGGAGAUAGACCAAGGAGGCCCUGUUCCAGAUACAGGAAAGGUGGGACAGACAGAUGCCGGGAAGCUUGGCGCAAGGGGUUCAGCCACAUGUGAGUGUGGUCAAUCACAGGAUGUAGGCUGUCAUCCCCAGAAUCUGUGGUAUAUAUCAGUCCUCCUGGGAUUGCCAGGGUUAUCUCCAUUUUAUGGUUGAGGAAACCAAGGGCUGAAGGGUCAAGGCUCUUUGUUCAAGGUCAUUGAAGCAGCUCCUGAUGAGGCCACACGAAGAUGGGCCAGAUAGAGAGCUCCUGCCAGCUUCCAGUUCCUACACCUAGGCUCUGCCACUCAGUGUGACUCCAGUUUGAUUGGGGUUGGGGCUAACGGCAGGGCGGUGCUUCAAGGCAUGAGUCUAGUGAGACCCCGUGAUCUGCCUCAAACCGAGGGAGGGCCUCCUCUGCCUCAGCUGCUUUCCUUAUGCCGGUCUCCUCCUUAGUCUUGGUCUUUUCUUAGUGGGCUCCCUCAACCUACCCUUGUCCCUUUGUGUUGCUCCAUGCUCAACAUGUCCAGCAGGGAACUCCUUUGGGGUGUGCCAGCAACCCUUGGCAGUUUCCGAAGGGAGUAGUGGCCAUCCCUUCCUCUUGGAGGGCUCUCUGAGCCCUUUGCUCAUGGCUGGAUAGACAGGAGGCCAGGAGGUAGCAGAGACUUGACCCAAGGUCCCAGUGAAUAAGUGUUAGAGUUUACCUUGCUUCCUAAACUUAUUGGCUCCACCCACCCAGUAAGGGGCUCCACCCCUGGCAUCACCUGGGACACUGUCCUCUCUCUCCUUGUUUGGGUUAGCAAAGGUUUGGGGCUGGAGUAGUGGGAGGAGCUUUCAACUACAGGGUCAGUUUGAGUGCCACAGCCACAGGUCCCAUGACCCUAAAUGACAAAGGAGUGAGAUGAUGCAGAGAGACUUCUAGCCACAGGAAAGAGAAUAAUGGGUUGCCUGAAAAACAGAAGGGAAAGGGGGUAGGGCCUAAGGGGACAGCAAGGAGGCAUUUUCAUACCUGGUGCUUCCUUCUCUGUGACAGAGGGAGCGCAGAGGGAGGUUGUCUGCUCUGUCCUCCUGUGUGUGCCCAGUAUAUAGGAGUUGGUUCCUGGGAAGCAGGUCAGUGACCUUUAACAGAGUGUCCCCACCACCUCAUCCCAUGCCUACAGGACUCUGCCAGGCAGAUUUGCUCUUCUGGUACCAUGUUGGUGUGAUGUCACCAAGGGUGUCUGUGGUCCCCGUCCCGUAGGAGCCUGUGAAGCACAUACAGGCCCAGGGUCCAUUACAGUGAGAACCAUGGAGUGAGGGCAGGCCUGAGGAGGAGUCAAGGAAGGGACAAGAGUUUCAGAGGCCUAGAAGGAACACCGCUGCUCCUCCUGAGCAGAAGGGGAAACCAGGAAGGCCUGAAGACCCUUCCAAGUCCUCAGGCAAGUUUCCAGAACCGGGAGCACAGAGACUUAGCAUUGGAAAUUGGAUCCAGACUGGGGUCUCCAAUGUGGCUAGGGGUUUGCAGUGUUGGGAGAGAGCCCCCGGUGGCUGAGUGACAGCUGGCUGUUGCUGACUUCCAUUUUCCACACCUGGGAAGGGGCUCUGUGUACAGCCCCAUGCCCCCAACCAGGUGGCUCAAGUAGGGACAGCUUGGGGUUAGUGGACGUGACUACAGGAGAGACUGGCUACAGGAGUGUUGCUGUGCCACCAUAGGUCACAAAGUUCUGGUCUUUGAUACUCACGACCCAGAGCCUUCCCUGCCUGUGGGCACUGGAGACCCAAGGACUGCCCAUCUGUUUCUCCCUGGACAGCAACAGGCUGCAGGAUGCCAGGCAGAGGGCAGGGUGCUGGUUAAACUCUGCCCAUCCUUGGGCAUCUCUCAUAGACUCUUCCUAGUGCUCAGUCUGGAGAAGUUUACAGAACCAGGGGACGAGACUUGAGCACCUCCCCUCGUCCCAUGCAUGCCACCAUCAUGGUAGUGAUAUCAGACAGUGGUGAGUGGCCCGAGCAGAAUUUGAGUAAGACCCAGGCUUCUGACUCAAUAGUUUGGGAGGGAUCACACCCCCACGGAUGUAGCAUAGCCCUUGGAGGACCCAAGGCCUGCUGUACCCUGGAUUUCCUUCCCCUCUCCACGGCCUCUGCUUUCCUCCCACAUUCUCCUUGGAGAGGGUCCCCCACAGCCAUGCCCUAUGGAACUGGGGUUGUCUUUUCCCUGUCAAGCACAAAAGAAGGUCCGGGAAACUUGGGUUCCACACAAGUUUAUAGCUGCAGGGAUCCUUUGAGAGAAUCGUAUAUCAUCCACGAUUAUGUGGAGUGAGAGAUUGGGGGCCCUAUCUUCUGCCUUCUGAGAUGACUUAUCCUGCACAGUCACAGGCCAUCUUGCCUGGGCGGCACCUAGUCCGCCUAGGAUGUAGCAAUCAAGGGGCUAAUUUCCAGGGGACUACCACCAGUCUCUGCUCCAUCUGUCCAUAAUGAUUCUUGGUUUUCAAAGACUUGGGGUGCCAAGCUUUUCCCAUGUAACCAAGAGCUCCCACUUGUCACCCAUGGGGCACCUCUAACCUUUGACCCAUAAAUCCUUUGAUUCCUAAAGAGUAUGAGCAGGAGUCCCCAGAGUUUAUGGAGGAUGAACUGGGCUAGCUGUCUCCCAGUGCUACCCCCGACCUGAAAACUUCUGUCCCCUGGUGCCCAUAGCUCUUGCCUGGGUGCCCUGGUCCCUCCGCAGCGUUACUGCCUGUGUAUAGUAUAAAUAUAUAUAUUUUCUAUAUAUAAGAUGUAUAAUAUAAGGCUCCACAAUAUAUCUGUGAGUGUGUGUGCGUGUGCGUGUGUGCGGUGAAGGGCGGCCCCCAACUUGGGCCCUGCUCUAGACCCUCCCCCACCUGGUUAAGCCUCUCCAGUGGACCCAGUAGCCCCGAGGCAUCCUCUGCUAUGACAUCCAUCCAUCUGUGGUGACCAAGUGAAGGUGGUGACUUCUGGUGACAUAGUAAUAAAGUGAAGAGUCAACUCACCA